Messenger RNA from Fulvia fulva, 3219 nucleotides. RefSeq lists its product as uncharacterized. Gene Ontology annotation, molecular function: mRNA binding. NCBI's taxonomy places the organism in Eukaryota, Fungi, Ascomycota, Dothideomycetes, Mycosphaerellales, Mycosphaerellaceae. Gene Ontology annotation, cellular component: nucleus; cytoplasm. The record is from RefSeq and is a predicted model, not a curated record. The transcript is spliced from 3 exons. Gene Ontology annotation, biological process: nuclear division. Bases 1 to 3219 code for a protein of 1072 amino acids.
AUGCACAAGAUCUCGCAGUUCACAGGCUCAGCGCGGCAUGGCUGGGACCGGGUCACGCAGCCGACCUUUGGCAUGUCACGUCCGCAGCACCAACACCAGCACCAGCAGCCCGACAACCACAAUCCGAUGCUGAAACGUUCCCUCGCCGGCUCCAGCAUGAGCCCUAACCCGGCGGUACCCGGUCAUCCCGUCAACCUGUCCUUCAAUGUGCCCUUCAGCUCGAACUUGCCGGGUCCGGACAAGGAGGACAUCCUGUACAGCAGCACCGGCGCUUACCAGCGAUGGAUCCAUCCCGAGGGCGCCGAAGAGGCCCCAAAUCACGCGCUGCCUGUCCACACGCGGAAUGUCGAGAACCUGCGCAGUCUGUGCCGGCAGCUGAGUGAAAGCAGUGGGGAGCGGCUCCAGGCCACCGUCACGUCCUCGAAGCCGAAGCCUGUGCCCGGUAUGCAGCGUGGUCCACUGACCGCUCUCGUCACCAAUGUUUGCAUAUCAGGAGACUCCGACAUAGUGCACAAGAUGCGGGCCAAGGUCUUGAACGAGACGCCCAUCACGCUGCGCUGUGAGUCCAUUGAUAUCGACCGUGAGAUCGUGUUCCCCAAAGGCCAGGAAGGCGCUAGAGCCGACAUUCUGCACCACAUGGACGAGAUCGCCGAUCAGACCAAGGCCGACAUCUUCCUGCUCGAGUCCAAGGCGAAGAGAAAAGACUCGGACUCGGCAAGCUUCAGUGGUGGCAUGGAGAAGAGCAUGGACAACAGACUCAGGAUACAUGUUUACGGUGACAAUGAGAGCUCGGAGAACGCGAAGACGAGACUGCUCAUCAUGAUUGACCAGAUUCUCCAGCGUUUAGUCGAUACCAUUCGGCUUGAGCUCUCUCUGCACAGUCUGAUAUCCGGACGCCACAGAAGGAAUAUCAAGUUGAUUGAGUCUGCCACUGGCACGGCCAUAUACUUCCCCCCGAUGUUCCCAACCGUGUUCGGAUACACACCUCCAGGAUCGGUUCCACUCCGAAGCCGGGACGAGAUCAUCAUCACGGGUGAUAAGAUGGACAGCAUUCUCCAGGCGAAGCAAAGGCUACAUGACCAUGUUCUCAGCACGAAGACGUUUGUCAAAGACGUGCAGAUCACGACCAGCAAGGUGGACUACAUCCUGCUGGAGCGACUGGACAAGAUUCGCAGGAUUAUCGAGGCAAAUGGCUCAUACGUGCUACUCCCACCGCUCGGCAACCACAGUGGUGUCUUGCGAGUGCAGGCCACUGACAUCUUGAACGUGGAGCGUACCGUUCGCGAAAUCAUGGGCCUUGCUGGGCAGUUUUACAGUGCUUCUUGGUGGGUCACGCACCCUGAUCCGUCUCAGCGACAGCCAACACCUUCGGACAUCCGUGCUAUGCUGCCCGAUAUCUGCAUCAACUCUGGAGCAGAGAUCACCUUUGAGAAGCUCAACUUUCACAUUAAUGGCAGCGACGAUGCUGUCAAGGCAGCCAUGUCCAUCAUCAAUACUCUGCCUUUCGUGAAAAAGGCGCAAUCGACGCUUCGCGUCAAGGUUGAGCUUGCCAAUGAGCAUAAGGAGUUUGUUAGUGGCAAGAAGAAUGGCAAGAUCAACAAAAUUAUGAGCCAAAGCAAUGUGCAGAUUGUGUUUGAUGGCUUCAACGAGUACAACUUCUACAUCGAUGUCCGCGGAGCACGGUACGAAGCGACAAAGAAUGGACUGGACCUGGUUGAGUUGGAGAUGCCAGCUUCGAUCUCAUUCCAUGUGCCUGAUCAAUACCACAAACGCAUCAUUGGCAUUGGCGGUCAGCACAUCCAGCGAAUCAUGAAGAAGUAUUCGGUGUUUGUCAAGUUCAGCAAUGCCAUGGAUCGAGGCGGCAUUGGCAAGGACGACGAUGAUAUCAAAGUGGACAAUGUCAUCUGCCGUACACCGGCUCGCAACGCCGACAACCUCGAGCUGGUCAAGGCAGAGAUCAUGGACAUGGUUGAGAAGGUUGACGCGGAGUUCGUUUCUGAGCAAAUCCCUGUUGACCGUCUCUUUCACCGCGAGCUCAUUGCGAGAAUGCCCGAGAUCGAAGAGCUUGAGAAGAAGUGGAAUUGCAAGAUCACGUUCCCUGGCACUGAGCAAGCAAGCGAUAUCAUUACAGUCUCUGGUCCUGAGUAUCAGGUGCCACAGGCUGUGGAUGAGUUUUUGGGCAUGGUGCCAGAAAGUCACGAGAUUGAGUUUCCUUCAACAGACGAACUUCGAAGCUUCGUGACAUCCAAGGAGUUCACCGACGACACCAUUCGUAAGCUCAAAGAUCAGUAUGUUGUUGAGGUCACGGCUUGUGAGCCAAGGACCGAGAAGCAAGAUGACAAAACGGUCACGAUGGAACGAUUGAAACUCAAUUACACCCGCAACAAUGCUGGCGGGCUCAAGGAUGCCAUCGAUUUCCUGCUCAUGCCGUUCAUCGCCCGUGGUCUGGACGCCGCUGCAGUAAAAGGUGCAAUUCCUCGGCCGAAAUCGGACUCAUUUGAAGACAACAUGCCUUACUUCGAGUCGAAGCUUCUGCAAAGAGCAGAGGCCCCAUUGUCAACCGAGUCGCCAACCCGCACGACCUUCGACGGCGGCGACAGCUCGUCACGCUCCAUAUUCGACAAGCUUAGAAAGCCAGGCAGCAUGUCCUCCUUCACCUCUUUCAUGGAGCGCCGCAGGAAGAACGGAACUAACUCACCUGCUUCACUCUUCAUGCAUGCUUCGAGCAACGCUUCGAAAGCAUCUCUCGUUAGCAUGGAGUCUCGUGAUUCUGGCUAUCGCAAUCCCUGGAAUGACUCUGGCAUCGAUCUUGACCACGAUCAACAGAACGGCCACAACCAUGCUAACAGCUGGGGUUCUUUUGGCGGAUCUUCCCGACCAAACACCUCAUCGAAUUCUCUUUCAGGCGCAUUUGAGGCAAACUUUCCUUUUGGCGCAAAUGGUAAUGCGUCUACGAGUUCUCUAACGACACCUAUACCCGGUCUCGGUAUGGUCCAACACGGCAGCGCGACCGGCGGCGCCAGCUCGACCAACGGCGAUGUGACACCCAAGUACGAUGCCCACAAAGAUGGUUUCUUAGGCAAUAACGGAAAGGGCAGCUCCACGUCGACGGAAAGUCAGCAGGCGCCGAUCUCGCGUCCGAGUUCGACCACCACCGCGGCCACCAAUACUUCUGCGAGUACAUCUUCAGGAUACCCGGCCUCCGGGCCUACGCAUUGA